Messenger RNA from Gloeophyllum trabeum ATCC 11539, 1168 nucleotides. RefSeq lists its product as uncharacterized. The transcript is spliced from 7 exons. The record is from RefSeq and is a predicted model, not a curated record. The coding region runs from base 46 to 987 and encodes 313 amino acids. Lineage: Eukaryota; Fungi; Basidiomycota; Agaricomycetes; Gloeophyllales; Gloeophyllaceae.
CCCCUCCCGCUCUUUACUAGCACUACUAACGAUUACAAGUUCGCAAUGCUCUACGCAAAGACUUUUGUCGCUGCCCUCCUCGCAGCUGCGGCGCUCGUCCAGGCCGAACCCACCCCGACGUCCAGCCAGUCGAUCAAUCCGCAGGGCAUUGCGCUGAAGCCGGUGGAGAAGAGGGCCCCCAGCCCUAGCGUCGACCUGAGCCUGAGCAAUGCGCAGAGACUGGCAAGGGGGCUGCCCCCGCGCAAGCCGAAGCGCCGCGAGCGGAAAAUAAACCCCCGCCUCGCUGCUCGUGCGGCGGCUUCCCCGUGCCCGUCCACCACCCACUCGGGCGUCAUCCAGGUCACCAACGCCGGCACGGGCGCGGCGAUGGGCUACCUCCCGCGCACGUACAACGUCUUCGGCGAGUACGGCGUGACCACCGACCCGUCCGCCGCGCUACACCUCUCCUUCGGCACGUCCUCCUGCGGCGGCAGCCCUGCGCCGACGAGUGGGAGCCAGCUCGACAUCCUCACCACGAACGGGCCCUCGAGCACGUUCCCGUACCUCGUCCUCAUUUCCGGCUCCGCGAGCACGGACGCCGACUUCCGCCCUGGGUCGACGAACUACGCCUACGUCGGUGGUGGCACGCAGACCCCGCCAGGCUCGCCGGCGGUGACCGCGCCGAACUCGUUCAGCGCGACGACGGGCAUCCCCGAGGGCGUGCAGAGCGCAGUGUGGGUGUACGACGCUGCGAGCGGCGCGAUCAGCGCGCAGUGGGUGAAUACCGAUCGCAGUGCGUGUCUCCUACUCAUCCUCUUCCCUUCCCUCCCCUUCCAUCCCAUCCCAUCCCUUCCGUACACCCGCACGCCGGCGACGCGCCUGCUGUACGCACCGUCUGACAACGUGAUCAUCGCCGCGGGCGACGUGCGCGCGUUCGCAAGUGCGUUCGGGCAGGGGACGGAGGUGACGUUGAAGUUCGUUCCUGAGGCAACGGUUGUGGUUUAUUGAGGGAAGGAGGAACGAGGGAGCAGUGGCUCGCAUGGACUUGCUACUUACACAGUGCGGGCUGGUUUGGCUGUGGGUGCUUGCUUCUGUGGACGAUACUAUGUUACAGUGAACGGACGUAAUGCGUACCAUACUUGGCCACAGUGUAAGCGUACGAAGGACGCUGCGAUCGAACAUCGAGGGG